UGUGCUUUCCGCUCCAUACAUCCUGUUUUCCUGAGCUGCUGCUCCUGCAGAGAGUAUGAAGCCCGGCUCGAAAGAUACAGCGAGCGAAUCUGGACGUGCAAAAGCACCGGGAGCAGCCAGCUGACACACAAAGAAGCCUGGGAGGAGGAGCAGGAGGUCGCUGAGCUCUUGAAGGAAGAGUUCCCCAUCUGGUAUGAGAAACUGGUACUGGAGAUAGUCCACCACAACACCGUCUCUUUGGAAAAGUUGGUAGAUGCUGCUUGGCUGGAGAUCAUGACCAAAUUUGCGGUGGGAGAAGAGUGUGCCUUUGAGGUUGGUAAGGAAAAAAUGUUGCCUGUGAAGGUUUUAAAAAUACAUCCCUUAGAGAAAGUAGACGAAGAGGCCUCUGAAAAGAAAUCUGAUGGCACUUGUGACUCCCCAUCCAGUGACAAAGAGAACUCCAGCCAGGUAGCCCAGGACAACCAGAAGGAAUCCAUCCUGAAGGAGGAUGACAACAGGAGGGAGAGUAUGAACGAUCGAGCACGUAGAUCUCCUCGGAAGCUUCCUACUUCAUUGAAGAAGGAGGAAAAGAAGUGGGUUCCACCUAAAUUUCUGCCACACAAAUAUGAUGUGAAGCUGAAAAAUGAAGAUAAGAUCAUCAGCAACGUACCAGCAGAUAGCUUGGUCCGUACGGAGCGGCCUCCCAACAAGGAGAUCCUGAGGUACUUCAUCCGUCACAACGCGCUACGGGCCGGCACCGGCGAGAACGCCCCGUGGGUCGUGGAGGAUGAGUUAGUGAAGAAAUAUGCUCUGCCCAGUAAAUUUAGUGACUUCCUGCUUGACCCACAUAAGUAUAUGACUCUCAACCCAUCAACCAAGAGGAAGAGCUCCGGAUCACCAGACAGAAAACCUUCCAAGAAAUCCAAAGCUGAUGGAUCAUCCCUGGGUCAGCCGCUGAGCCCUACUCUGUGGUGUCACGUGCAUUUGGAGAAGUCUAUUAUUGGGUCUCCACUGAAAGUGAAAAACUCUAAGAACUCAAAAUGUCCCAAAGAGGAGUUGGAAGAGGUGAUGAAAAUAGUGUCACCUGGUAAACUUGGCCCUAACUUUCACAUUCCAAAGAGGAGCCGAUUGGGAAAGGGUAACAACAAAUCCUUGGACAAAAAGCAGAGGGGCAAAAGGGUUUUAAAUGGGCAGAAAUCAUCUGGGAAAUCAAAAUCUCCUAGAAAAGGCUUGAAGGCUCCAAAGAUGAAGAUGAAACAAAUGACACUACUGGACAUGGCAAAAGGUACCACUAAGGUGUCCAGGUCUCCUAGGAAUUCAGGAGGCACCCCUAGGUCUUCCAGCAAACCCCAGAAACUGCCUCCUGCAGCACUCCAUCUCAUUGCCUAUUACAAAGAAAACAAAGACCGGGAAGACAAGAAAAGUGCCCUUUCCUGCAUCAUCUCCAAAACUGCCAGGUUGCUCUCAAAUGAGGAUCGUGCCCGUCUCCCCGAAGACUUACGAGGGCUGGUGCAGAAACGCUACGAGCUCCUAGAGCACAGGAAGAGAUGGGCCACCAUGACAGAGGAGCAGCGAAAGGAGUAUCUGAAGAAGAAGAGGGAGAAGCUGAAAGAGAAACUGAAGGAGAGAGCGAAGGAGCGGAAGGAGAAGGAAAUGAAAGAAAAACUGGAAAAUCAGAAAAGAUUUGAGGACCAAGAUCUUAAAGGGAAAACCUUGCCUAGUUUUAAACUGGUUGAUACUCCAGAAGGACUGCCCAAUACUCUCUUUGGGGAUGUAGCCAUGGUGGUAGAAUUCCUGAGCUGCUAUUCAGGGUUGUUGAUGCCAGAUGCUCAGUAUCCCAUUACAGCAGUUUCUCUGAUGGAAGCGCUCUGUGCAGAGAAAGGGGGCUUUCUUUACCUGAACCGGGUGCUGGUCAUUCUCCUGCAGACGCUGCUGCAGGAUGAAAUUGCAGAGGAUUACGCCGAGUUGGGCAUGAAGCUCUCUGAAAUACCACUUACUCUGCACUCUGCUUCUGAGCUGGUCCGCCUGUGCUUGCGCAAGUCAGAUGUACAAGAGGAAAGUGAGGUCUCGGAUAACGUGGAUGAAAGCAAGGAUUCGGCAACUUUUGAGGAUAAUGAAGUACGGGAUGAGUUUUUGGAGAAACUGGAGACAUCAGAGUUCUUUGAGCUGACUCCUGAAGAGAAACUGCAAAUACUGGCAGCUCUCUGCCACCGGAUUCUGAUGACUUACUCCGUGCAGGACCAUGUGGAGGCCAAGCAGCAGAUGUCUGCUGAGCUGUGGAAGGAGCGUCUUGCUGCCCUGAAAGAAGAGAAUGACAAGAAGAGAGCAGAGAAACAGAAGCGGAAAGAAAUGGUGGCCAAGAACAAGGAGAAUGGGAAGGAUGAGAAUGCAAUGGGGAGAAACGAAAAGAAAAAAAAUGAGCUAGUGAAAAUAGAGCACCGGGUAGAAGUAGAGGCUGAUGAUAUGAUCAGUGCCGUGAAGAGCAGGCGCCUGCUUGCCAUCCAAGCCAAGAAAGAGAGGGAGCAACAGGAAAGACAAAUGAGAGUAAAGAUGGAGAAAGAAGCAGAGGAAGAGAGAAUCCGGAGGCAUAAGGCUGCAGCUGAGAAAACUUUCCAGGAUGGAAUUGCCAAAGCCAAGCUGGUGAUGCGCAGGACCCCGAUCGGCACGGAUCGUAACCACAACAGGUAUUGGCUGUUUUCAGAUGAGGUUCCUGGAUUAUUCAUUGAAAAAGGCUGGGUACAUGACAGCAUAGAUUACAGAUUCAUCCUGCCCCAUCAGAAAAAGGAGGAUUCAAAAAAGGACUACAGCCCAGUAGAUAAGCGGAAGGGUGCAGGCGCCGACGGCAGAGUGAGCCUCCAUCACCGGUCUGUGCACGUUGCAGACAUCCCCACAGAGACCACUGCACCUAAACAAGGACAGAACCUCUGGUUUCUCUGUGACAGUCAGAAGGAUUUGGAUGAGCUGCUGGAUUCCCUGCACCCAAAAGGAGUGAGAGAGAGUCAGCUAAAGGAGCGUCUGGAGAAGAAGUAUCAGGACAUCACACAUUCUAUCCAUUUGGCUCGGAAACAGAACCUGGGCCUUAAAUCCUGUGAUGGUAACCAGGAACUGCUGAACUACCUUCGAAGUGAUCUAAUUGAGGUUGCAACCCGCCUGCAGAAAGGAGGGCUGGGAUAUGUUGAUGUGACACCAGAAUUUGAAGCCAGAAUAUACUCCCUGGAGAGCCUGAAGGAUUUUGGAGAGUGUGUGGUUACACUCCAGGCUGGUGUUAUUAAGAAGUUUCUGCAAGGCUUCAUGGCACCCAAGCAGAAGAGAAGGAAACAUCAAGGAGAGGACUGCAUUGCCAAGGCUGAGGAGGUAGAUGAAGAGAAGAAAAUGGUAGAAGAAGCUAAGGUUGCUUCAGCCAUGGAGAAGUGGAAGACAGCAAUCCGUGAGGCCCAGACCUUCUCCCGUAUGCAUGUGCUGCUCGGGAUGCUGGAUGCCUGUAUCAAGUGGGAUAUGUCCGCAGAGAAUGCAAGAUGCAAAGUGUGUCGCAAGAAAGGUGAGGAUGACAAGCUGAUCCUGUGCGACGAGUGUAACAAAGCCUUCCACCUCUUUUGUCUGAGACCUGCGCUCUAUGAGAUACCAGAUGGCGAAUGGCAGUGCCCAGCUUGCCAGCCCUCUACUGCCAGACGCAGCUCAGGUGAGAACUAUGCAGAGGAUUCAGAUGAAGAUGAAACUGAAGAAGAUGAGGAAGCUUCUGAUGAACAAGAUGCUGAGGAGGAAGAAGAAGAGGAGGAAGACUAUGAAGAAGCCGGACUGAAAUUGCGACCCAGAAAGCCAGCCCGGGGCAAGCAGAGCGCUGCCAUGUACUCCUUCAGGCAGGGAAGGCACCAAAGGAAGAAGCAGGCCCUGCACUCGGCCCGGGGACCGCGGCAGCGGCCCACACCUGUCAACGGAGCAGACAUUGACGAGCUGGUCCUCCAAACGAAAAAGACGGCGCGUCGCCAAACCCUGGAAUUGCAGAAAUGUGAGGAAAUCCUCGGCAAAUUGGUCAAGUACCGCUUUAGCUGGCCCUUCAGGGAGCCAGUGACCACAGAGGAAGCUGAAGAUUACUUUGAGGUCAUCAGCAACCCUAUGGACUUCCAGACUAUGCAGAGCAAGUGCUCCUGCGGCGAUUACCGCUCGGUGCAGGAGUUCCUGUCUGACAUGAAACAGGUGUUCUCCAACGCCGAGCGCUACAACCAGAACGGGAGUCACGUCCUGUCCUGCCUGGAGAAGACAGAACAGUGUUUGAUCGACAUGGUGCACAAACACCUGCCUGGCCACACAUACGCACGCAGGAAACGCAGGCAGCUGUCUGCCAGGUGCCAGGGACUGGAGGAACAGGAAGGGGACAGUGAGCCGGAGUCCCUUGAACAUUCCCGGGGGCGGAAGAGGAAGAAAUGAGGGAUGGGGGAGGUUAGGGGGAGAGUCAGAGCUGGAGCAGGUCUUCUGGUGCUGCUGGCGGCAGGAUGGGCUGUCUGGAGGGAGUUAGGAAGCAGCAGGCACUUCUCUAUUGAUCCAGCCUUUGGCCCAUCCUAGUUCUAUUUUUUCUGCAAUUUCCUGAAGUAUUUGGACAUCCGUUGAGCGAGCAGAGACGACGUGCUGCUUCGUGCGAAACAGGCAAA
Messenger RNA from Tinamus guttatus (white-throated tinamou), 4625 nucleotides. The record is from RefSeq and is a predicted model, not a curated record. NCBI's taxonomy places the organism in Eukaryota, Metazoa, Chordata, Aves, Tinamiformes, Tinamidae.